Molecule: messenger RNA, 549 nt
Organism: Parastagonospora nodorum SN15
Lineage: Eukaryota; Fungi; Ascomycota; Dothideomycetes; Pleosporales; Phaeosphaeriaceae
Exons: 1
Coding region: 1-549 (182 amino acids)
Source: RefSeq, a predicted model, not a curated record
AUGAUCUUCGUGUCUUAUGGUACCGAUACCCUACAUGCUGUCAAAAAGCACGGUAACAAAACCCAUUCACCCCGAAUCGUCCCCGAGUUGACAGUGGUAGACUCGACCUCCAACGAGCCUUCGUCACUGGACUUGCCGCCUCGCGCAUGGAGAAAGGUCUACGAGAAGUUGCGCCCAAGUCUAGCAAAGAAGCGUAGAGCCCAUGAAUUCAACGCGGUCAUGAAACGAGAAAUCACCAACCCGAUUGGUUACGAUCCUGAAGAGGCAGCAUGGCGCAGGGAAAUGGCAGCAAUUGAAGGAGAAGAAAAGGAAACGGCCGCCUGGCGUAGGAAACUCGCCGCGCUGGACAGAGAAGAAAAAGAGGAAUUUUCGUUGCAAGACGCCUUGGACUACUUACAACCGCGGGAGGAAGAUGAUGACAAAGAAGAUGACAAAGAGGAGGAGGAGGAGGAAGAGUUACCUAUCCCGACAUUCUUGCUAAAGAAAGAAAAGGUCGUGAAAGUGGUGCCCCAAAGCGAGCUGAGGUUGUUUAGGCCGGGAAUGAUAUAA